UGUAAUUAAAGUGUUUGGGUGCAGCUUCGUGUUGAACUGCCUCACCCAUCAUCAUCAUCAUCACUAGUGUGAGAUCAUCCAGACAAACACGAAAUCCCUCAUUUCCCUUUACCACGGAGGAAUGCUACACAUUAAAACGGUUCAGCACAUGCUAGAGUGCCCACGCCCACAUCUCAACAUCCAAUCAACGACCGGUGGAUAGAACCAAGUCCUGCCUUUUUCGAUAACCAUUAAAAUGGAAUCGGAUCUGGUCAGGGAGAGUUGUCAUUCUUCCAGGCUCUGCAGGAAUAGCACAUUUGUGUGCAUAAAGCAGGGAAAAUGAGUACGGGGAAGCCGAGUGGUCUCAAACCACCCACCAAGAUUGGUAAACCAGCUGCGACGCCAACCAAAACCUCGCCCACCUCAGCUGGCGCCAAGGCUGUAACAUCCCCAACCUCUAAUACGGCCCAAGAUGCUGCGUCAGAUUUCUCUGUUGGCGAACGAGUUUGGGUCAAUGGAAAUAAACCGGGUUAUGUGCAGUUCAUCGGAGGGACCCAGUUUGCACCGGGCCAAUGGGCGGGAAUAGUUCUAGACGAGCCCAUCGGGAAGAACGAUGGCUCUGUGGCCGGAGUGCGCUACUUCCAGUGUGAGGACUUGAGAGGUAUAUUUACUCGGCCCUCCAAACUGUCCCGCACUCCCGUACCAGAGCGUGAGGCCAAUGGCACACAGACGCCCACCAACAAGACAUCCACCUCCCCUGCCAAAGAUCCCGUUCCUGUCACUCAAACCAUUAGUGCAACCACCAAGACCUCAACAAACCUAACCAGGGCCGCCAGCGAGUCUGCAUCCAAUCUGUCUGAGACAGAUUCGGCCAAGAAGUUGCAGCGGGAACUGAAGUUGGGUGAUCGUGUUCUGGUUGGUGGAACCAAGGCAGGUGUUGUGCGUUUCCUGGGCGAAACUGACUUUGCGAAAGGUGAUUGGUGCGGUGUUGAGUUGGAUGAGCCUCUUGGCAAGAAUGAUGGGGCAGUGGCUGGUGCAAGAUACUUCCAGUGCCUACCAAAGUAUGGACUGUUCGCUCCUACUCACAAAGUCACCCGCAUUGGAUUCCCGUCCACCACUCCUGCUAAAUCCAAAUCCUCCAGGCGCAGGUCAACCCUAAAGAACAGCCCCAGCGCGUCCUCCAUCAGCUCCCUCAGCUCUGUCACCUCCUCAGUUGGAGGCAAACCCAGCCGAGCAGGCCUGCUCACAGAGACGUCGGCUCGGUACGCACGGAAGAUCUCAGGCACCACGGCCCUGCAGGAGGCCCUGAAGGAGAAGCAGCAGCACAUCGAGCAGCUCCUGGCCGAGCGGGACCUGGAGAGGACGGAAGUGGCACGAGCCACAAGUCAUGCCGGAGAGGUGCAGCAAGAGCUGGCGCUGCUCAGACAGGGCCAGGAACAGUAUGCUGUGGAGAUGGAAGCCAAGUUGGACCAGUUGCGGAGACUCGUGGAGACUGCAGACAGAGAUAAAGUGGAGCUGAUGAAUCAACUGGAAGAGGAAAAAAGAAAAGUGGAGGACCUGCAGUUCCGUGUAGAGGAAGCUUGCAUUACCAAAGGUGACCUAGAGACGCAGACCAAAAUGGAGCAUGCCCACAUUAAGGAGCUCGAACAGAGUCUUCUCUUUGAAAAGACCAAAGCAGAUAAACUCCAGAGGGAGUUAGAGGACACUAGGGUUGCCACAGUGUCCGAGCGCUCCAGAAUCAUGGAGCUGGAAAAGGAGGUGUCCGAUUUGCAUCUUCAGCUGAGAACUCUCCGGGCUGAGACCGCGGGAUCAGCCUCACCUCCAUUACAAGACAAAAAGAUCAAGGAGCUGAACUUUGAAUUGGAAAACAGACAGAAGGAAGUGCUCAUAUUCCAGCAGAAACUCGCCUCCUCUGAACAGGAGAAAACAUCCCUCCAGCAGCAGCUGCAAGAUCUGAAGCAGAAACUUGACACAGCAGUGGAGGACAAUAAUAAAGCAACACUAGCCAUGCAAGAAACGGAAAGGAACAUUAAAAUGCAGAGAGAGAAGCUGGAUCAGGUGUCCAGGGAGAAGGAGGACCUGCAGAGGGAUGUGGCCAUCCGGCAGCAGCAGGAACAGGCGAAGGGUGAAGAGAGAGAGCUUCAGAUGAAGAAGCUGAAGGAGAAGUUGGGCCGAGCAGAAGGAGAGCUGAAAAAAAUCACAGAGAGAAGCGCUGAGCUGGAACAGCAGGUGGUGGAACUGAAAGCCUUCAAAGACCAAACCCAGAGUUUACAGUCUGAUGAAAAGCUGGAGCAGAUGACAGAGAGGAAUAAGAAGUUGCAGGAGGAGCUUGAGGCCCUGAAGCAGCAGAACUCUCAGUAUCAGGAGCAGCUGAGUUCAGAAACGCAGAGCAUCGACAGCCUCCGCAAAGAAAUUGAGGUGCUAAAACUGUCAGCCAAUCAGAAGUCUCAGAAGCAGGUGUCACUCCAGGACGAGAAAGGGACGUUGGCUCAGGAGUUGGACGUCCACACACAGCAGAAGCUUGGCAGCGAAGCUCUGACUAGCCCGCUGGAGAUUACAGAGAGUGAGAACUCCAAUGCAAUGAUGUCUGAUAAAGACAAAGAGCUAGAGACACUACGAAAUGAGAUUGCAGUGCUUCGUGUGGAAAAUGCCAUGGCCAAGACACUCCAGUCAGCUGUGACGUCUCUAGAGAGGGACAAAGCCCAGCUGCAGAGCCGAGUGAACAGCCUGGAGCAAAAGCUGGAGGUCCGGCAGACGGGGAAUGGAGAGGAAGUCAGUUCAGGUGAUGCUGCUAUAGACCAACUGAGAGAAGAGAAAGAGUUUGCUGAGGGACAGAUCAACUUCCUGAACUCAGUCAUUGUGGACCUCCAGAGGAAGAAUGAAGAACUAAAGGUGAAGCUGAAGAAAAUGGCAUUGACCGAGUUCAACGGAAAUUAUGAAAAUGAAGGUCUUGGUGAGGUCAAAAAGAAGAAGAAAGCCCCACCACGCGUUUUCUGCGACAUCUGUGACAGCUUUGACCUGCACGACACGGAGGACUGUCCCACUCAAACGCAAUCCCCAGACUCGCCUCCACACACCACAUACCACGGGAGCCGCAGCGGCGAACGACCAUACUGCGACAUCUGUGAAGCGUUCGGUCACUGGACAGACUCUUGCAACGAUGACCAAACCUUCUGAACUUCCCCUCAACCCCUCGGCCUAUGAGCAGGCUAUGCACAGUUUGCUUUCAACCAGAUUAUACGCUAUUUUUGUACACGGCAUAUAUACAUUCGAACCUCUUGUACAUUCCCUAAAUGAAUCCGCCCAAAUGAAAGCUAAGGUAUGCUGCAUUUAUGGAAAUGUAAUGUUAUGAAGGCGAGAGAUAUUUCUGUUAUCAACACUGUUUUGUGUGUUUCAUACGUUUUUCACUGUCCUGUGUUGAUUUAUCUAAUGAUGAAUUACCAGCAAGAAAAUUGGGAACGGUUUAGCGAUACUUUGCAGUGUAUUUAAAGCUGCUGUGUGUAAUUUCUAUUGGCACAAAAUGGAAUUGCAAAAAUAAUGACUGUUUCCAAACAGGUUUUCCUCUCUCUACUAUUGUAGCUCCACCCCAAAGUCAACCUAUUGGUUGAGUCAGAAGCUGACAUUUCAGGGCGCUCAAACAAACAGCAAUCUUUUGAAAGCUCCACAAAUCUGUAGCCUGUGUUUGGAUUGGUAUACUAGCACACUGCGUACUGCACACUAGUCGGUAUACACUGAAUACUGCCCACUAUUUUUUAGAUAGCAUGUGAAAUGGUACGCAUUAUGCAACAAUAAAAAUUAAGCUAAAUUUUGUAAAAAAUUAUAGUGGAUUUUAAUUUCAGCUUAUUCGUUACUCAUGUUGAAUCGACUCGUGUCGAGCACAUUGCAUUAUGGGAUCUGAUUGUAUACUGCACAUUUUCACCCAGGUAUUCUAUGCAUACAGAAAUUAUGCAUACUAUGCACAGUAUACAUACUGUAGUAUGUAGUAUGCUGUUCCGAACACAGCCACAGUUGUUGCACUAUUCAGUAAUUCGCCCUACGAAUGGUUUUCUUACAGUUGUCUGUGCAUAUUAAACCAGGAUAGAAGAUUUUAAUGAAGUUAUUUUAAUGAAACAAAAUUACACACUUCAGCUUGAAGAACUCGUAACGGACUGUAAAACAGUACAA
Molecule: messenger RNA, 4143 nt
Organism: Sinocyclocheilus rhinocerous
Lineage: Eukaryota; Metazoa; Chordata; Actinopteri; Cypriniformes; Cyprinidae
Product: CAP-Gly domain-containing linker protein 1-like
Exons: 23
Coding region: 319-3156 (945 amino acids)
Biological process (GO): positive regulation of microtubule polymerization; cytoplasmic microtubule organization
Cellular component (GO): microtubule plus-end; nucleus; cell cortex
Molecular function (GO): microtubule plus-end binding
Source: RefSeq, a predicted model, not a curated record